CCCCACCCCCCCCAGAGCCGUGUGCAGAUUUCAUUACAGGCAGAAAACAGACGGACGUGUUUGAACUCGGAGGAAAUUCUGGAUUAACAAAGACAAACGUUAACGCGUUGUGUUUUCCCACGGUGAAACUCUGUUGCCCUCCAUCAUGGCGGCAGCCAGCAUCUCUCGCUCUGGCUCAGCUCCCGCUGAAGCCUCGGAGGACUAUUCUCUCUACAGUAACCUGAGCGACGACGAGCUGCUGCAGCUCGCCAUCGAGCGCAGUCUGACCGACACACACCGCAGCAACGCCAACGCAACCAGCGACUCAACCAGCACAGCAGCCAACAACCCUGCUGCUGCCUCCAUGCUGUUGCACCAACCCGACAGCAGUCUGAACCCAGCGGCCAGAAAGAUCAACCAACCCAAACACAGCUCCCACAAUCCCCCUGCAGCCCAGACCACCGCACACUACAGCUCUCCGAAUCCUCCCAGUGAAAAGCCUCCUGAUCUGAAGACAUUUGAUGGGACGGUCAGUCACUUCAUGACGGGUUCUGGGAAGAAGAUGGUGGCUUAUCGCAGACCUGAUGGGGGUCUGGUCCACAUCGCUCAGGAGUCUGAAGAGGAGGAGGAGCCUCUGUUCAAAGCGAUCCGCGUUGGCGAUGUGAGCAAAGUGAAAGCUUUAGCCCUGCGUCCAGGAACCAACCUGAUGCUGCCGAGUAAACCGGGCUGGCUCGCCAUUCACCAGGCGGCGUGGUUCGGUCAGGACACCUGUCUCAGAGUCCUGCUGUCAGCUCAGCCGGGGAUGAUCAACAAGCGAACGGAGCGCGGGGAGUCCGCGCUGCUGGUCGCUGUGAGCAGAGACCACAUGCGAUGCGUUCACAUGCUGCUGGAAAAUGGAGCUGACCCAGACAUCGCAAAUUACGACAAAGAGACUCCGCUCUACAGAGCCUGUGAGAGAAACAGUGCUGCGAUGGUGGCGAUGCUGUUGAACCACGGAGCUUCAGUGAACACUCACUGUAUUCAGGGAUGGACGGCGCUGCAGGAAGCUGUGGUUCGAAACAACGUGGAGAUCUGUGAGAUGCUGAUGAAGGCCGGAGCCAAACACAACCUCACCAACAAGUACGGCCUCUCACCGCUGUUCAGCGCGGCUCAGAACGGGCAGCUCGCCAGCCUGCGCUUCCUCCUCAAACAUGGUGCAGAUGUAAACAGCCAGGCUGCUGAUGGAGCCACCGCUCUGUACGAAGCUGCUAAAAACGGACACGAGGAAAUCGUGGAGCUUCUCCUCUCACAAAACGCUGAUGCCAACAAACCCGGAAAGACCGGAUUAUUACCACUUCACAUUGCUGCCCAGAGAGGAAGUGACACCAUCGUGUCCAUGUUGAUCCCAGCCACCAGUAAGGCCAGAGUCCGGAGGACCGGCAUCAGCCCACUCCACGUAGCGGCCGAGCGUAACCGGGACGAGGUGCUGGAGACUCUGAUUGACGCGGGCUUCGACGUCAACGCCCAGCUGUCUGAAGAACAAUCAAAGCUGUACGAAGACCGCCGCAGCACGGCGCUCUACUUCUCCGUCAUCAACAACAACAUCGAGGCUGUGCGCAUGCUGCUGGCGGCCGGCGCCGACCCAAACCUGGAUAUAUUCAAGCCACUGAUGGUGGCGGCGAGACAGGGCUGCAUCCAGACCGUCACCCUACUGGUGGAGCACGGAGCUGACAUCAACGCCUGCAUCCCCACCCACCCGACCACCUUCCCCGCCGUCUACAUGUUCUCCAUGAAGUAUUUGCCCAUGUUCAAGUACCUGCUGGACCACGGAGGCCACGCCCUCUCCUGCUUUGACUGUGUCUAUGGAAACCAACCACAUCCGCCAAUCAAAACCUCCCGAUCAGAGAGAGAUGAGCUCCGCUACAGCAACAGAGAACUGGCAGAGACUCCGCUGAGGAGAGGCGUUCAGUUCUGUGAGAUGAUCUCAGCCCCCAGUAUCAGUCGGUGGGCGGGGCCAAUCAUUGAUGUCCUAUUGGACUAUGUUGGUCAUGUGACUCUCUGCUCCAGACUGAUGGAACACCUGGACAGCUACGCCGACUGGAGCAUCAUCAAGGAGAAAGCAACUCCCCCGCGGCCUCUGAUGCAGCUCUGCAGGCUGCGAAUUCUGCAGCUGGUUGAACGUCGACGUGUGAAGAAGUUACCGCUGCCUGGAGGUUUGAUCCGUUUCCUGCAGCACCAGGAGGAAAUGUUCGACGACUGCUGAGCUGCAGCUGAUACUCACCCAGUUUAUCCAGUUUACUGGAGGACACGAGGACCCUGCAGAGCGUUGGAGUCGUUUCAAACUCAGAGUUUUCGAAUCACUGAGUGAAUUACAGCGUUUCCACAUGUUUUCAGGGACAAACUGAAGCUGACUUA
Toxotes jaculatrix (banded archerfish) is the source of this 2373-nucleotide messenger RNA. Its product is annotated as ankyrin repeat and SOCS box protein 2-like. The record is from RefSeq and is a predicted model, not a curated record. Bases 146 to 2221 code for a protein of 691 amino acids. Gene Ontology annotation, biological process: intracellular signal transduction. Gene Ontology annotation, cellular component: cytoplasm. NCBI's taxonomy places the organism in Eukaryota, Metazoa, Chordata, Actinopteri, Toxotidae. Gene Ontology annotation, molecular function: protein binding. The transcript is spliced from 10 exons.